Tetrahymena thermophila SB210 is the source of this 1572-nucleotide messenger RNA. RefSeq lists its product as hypothetical. The record is from RefSeq and is a predicted model, not a curated record. The transcript has 7 exons. Lineage: Eukaryota; Ciliophora; Oligohymenophorea; Hymenostomatida; Tetrahymenidae.
UGUGGCAAAAGUAAAAAGAUUUGGAUAAUUCAGUAUUGUUACUAACUAUAUACAAUCAUUUAAUUUCAGCGAAAUUAAAAUUUUAGUAUUAACUAUUUGGCUAAUUUACAUCUAAUAAAAUUAAGAUUAUAGAUAAAAGCAUUAGGUUACCAUUUUAAAAAAAUGUUAAUUAGAAAUUAUUCUCCUGUUAAGACUAGCUCUUAAAUUUCUCAUCAAACAAAGUAAAGUCUUUAUGAUUCCAUGAAGUUUUAGAUGAAAAGAUCUUCUUCUCAAAAUCCAAAUAUUUCAUUAGAUUAGAGAAGCCUAAAUAGCUUUUUGUUAAAUCAGAAUGCCUUAAGAAUAGUUUCCCCCUACAAAAAGGUAUAAAGGCAAACAUUAGGGUUCCACAAUUUAAAUGUUUUAUCUAUUCGCGACUGUAGUGGUCAUAAUUAGCUAUUUUUAAGUAAAGACGCCUCACCAAUAAAAAAAAGAGCGCUUAAUACAUAAGCAUCAACAAUAAGGAGUGAAUUGAUUAUAUAAGCAACUUAAAAAGACUAAGAAGAGGUAUUGAAAAAAUUUUAAAGAAGCUAAACUCCUCUUAAUAAGGGUUAAAGAAACAUUCAUAUAAGAUCUAUAAGCUCCUGCAAUUUAAACAUGACUAAAUAAGAGUCAGCUUCUCCUACAAAAGUUAAUAAUUCAGGGUUAGACUCAAGUAGAGGAAUGUUAACUUUUAGCACAAAUUUUUAAAACACACCAAAAACAGCAAACAGUUCUCAAAUGAGAAGAAGUGAGUCUUCAGGUUUUAGAAAAUCAGAUAAUCUCAAUUCCUAAGUUUAAGUUAAAAUUAAUGAAUAUGAAAAUUUAAAUAACAAAAUAUAAGAACUGCAAUAUGAAAAGUAGUCUAUGUAAGAAUAUAUUGAGAGAAUUAAAAAAGAGAUCACCAAUGAAAAAUUUUUAAUUUAAAUAUCCAAGGAUAAUACAGUAAAGUACAAUAGAGAAAAUAACAAUAAUAUGGCUUCUAAUGAUCGUUUGGCUUAAGAAUAGUUAUACAAAUCAUUAGAAAUAUAAAAAAUACUAUAAGAAAUAAAUUAGAUUAAAAUUGAUUAAGAGGAAAUUAAAUAAUAUAACUCUUAAAUUUUAGAAUAAAUUGAAAACGAAAAACUGUAGAUUGAAUAACUGAAAGGUGAAAUUUAUCAGAAUAAGAAGGAUUAACUAGAUAUGAAUAAAUAAAAAGAAAAGAUUCUUAAAGAUCUCCAAAUUUAACACAAGCAAAUGAUUUGCAUAGAAAAGAAAUAUAUUGAUAAGGCUCGCUUAUAAAACUAAGUUCUUCAUAAAGUGAACACAAGUUGUCUCUCCUAAGAUUUUUUAGAUAAAAAUAAUAUCCAAAGUUAAAGUGCAUCAUCUAAAAAUAUUAUCAGCCUUUCUUAGAUAAAUGAAGAUAACGAUAAAUAAGACAGUUUAAUUCUCAAAAAUGACCAUUAAAUUCCUUCUUUGUUCAAAGCAAAUUCUAAAAAUAAAAAAAAGAAUGAAAAUACAAUUUAAUUUUCUUUAGAAAAAAAUCAAACUAAUUCUUAUAAUAACGAUAUGUUUUGA